Messenger RNA from Cylindrotheca closterium, 609 nucleotides. The record is from the annotation of a GenBank genome assembly. Lineage: Eukaryota; Bacillariophyta; Bacillariophyceae; Bacillariales; Bacillariaceae.
AUGGAACACAAGGUGGAUUUCUUGAUGAAGCGCUACACAUCAGUAUGCCCAGACGUUCGCUCGCGAGUCAACGCCGCCACCAGCAAAUUGUUCGACGUGACUAGUGACGUGUACGAAUUCACAAGCCUACACGUCAUCGACAACACAGGACAAGCGAUCGCUACAGGACCGGGACCAGGACUUCCAGCCCCAUUUAGAGCCGCCGCCACAUACUUCAGAAUCGAGCUCCGAUUGGUCCCACGGCUCUGUUCCCUACGAACUGACAUUGGAAUCAACCCAACAAAUUUCCCGCCAUAUUCCAAUAGAGCUAUAUACAUUCCAGUGCCAAGAGUCCAGAACCAGAUGGAUGUAUCCAUCACUCGCCAAAUGGUAACGGACCAAGCACAUCAUAAGGAAAUCAUCGCAGCAAUGGUAGCAUUGGGAGAAGAGUUCUUGAUGAGAGCCGCAACCAGAGACGGAGAACCUGACAACAAAGCCUACGAAAAGUGGUCCAAGCAGCAGAUUGCAAGACCCAAUUCCAAGCGCUUGAACAAGCACUCAUGGCCACCUACGUCGGACUACAACAAGGAAUUGAGACGCCAAACCAACAACUGGCAAAACUCAACAUGA